Messenger RNA from Periconia digitata, 1134 nucleotides. Lineage: Eukaryota; Fungi; Ascomycota; Dothideomycetes; Pleosporales; Periconiaceae. The record is from the annotation of a GenBank genome assembly.
CCUGACCAAAACGAUCGAGCCCUCAACAUGGCCACGGGCUCUGCGACUCCCGGCGCACCUCCGCCGCCCGGAGGAGCGUCCACGCAAAAAGUGGGCGACGUCAUAGCCGCUUUCCGGCCCUCGAGGCGCUUCAAAACCCCCAAUUCCAGCACCUCCAUCACCUCGCUCGAUUUCGACGACACCGGCGAACUGGCCAUCGUGGCCCGUGACGACGAUACACUCCAAAUAUACAAUUGCAAGGAAGGCAAGCACGCCAAAGAACUCAAGUCGCAAAAGUAUGGCGCCCAUCUUGCCCGCUUCUCCCACCACGCCCAGAGUAUCAUCUACGCCUCCACCCAGAAGGACGACACUAUUCGCUUUCUAUCCACACACGACAACUCGUACAUCAGGUACUUCAAGGGGCAUUCCGAUACUGUGACCAGUAUAUCUCUGUGUCCAUCCAGCGACCAAUUCAUCAGCUGCUCGAGAGACAACACAGUGCGACUAUGGAACCUGGGGAGUCCAAACUAUUUUGGCAUGCUCAACCUGCACGCGCCAUAUCUGGCUGUCUACGACCCUUCCGCCACUGUCAUCGCCAUUGCCUCACCGCCGACACACUCGGUUCUUCUCUACGAUGUGCGCAAUUUCGACAAGCCUCCCUUCGCCAGCUUCGACCUCUUAGAGCUCGAGCAACGUUUCCUCGGGGCGCAGGGCGGGGAGUGGACCAAGAUGGAAUUCACCAAUGACGGCAAGAGUCUGGUAAUCAGCACCACGGGCAACGGCCACUUUGUGCUCGAUGCCUUCUCGGGCGACAUCACUCACUUUUGCUACCGCAAAGCAGGUCAUUCGGGUCGUUUGGGCGCCGGUGCCAAAUCAGCGAGCCUCGCGCCAAACGGAUCACCCGCGGCCCUCGGCCAAGGCGACGUAUGCGUGACGCCGGACGGUCAUUAUCUCAUCGGCGGCAGUGGGGACGACGGCCUCUUGGUCUGGGAUAUCUCUAAGCCGGCCACAGCGAAUAACUAUCUCGAACCCACGGAAGUUCUUCCGGGACACGGAAAAUCGGCGAUUGUGGGUUACAACCCAAGGACAAAUCUGCUCGCAACUGGAGAUAAGGACUUCUUUCUAUGGCAGCCUGAUCCCGACUUGAUGAUGUGA